Messenger RNA from Eleginops maclovinus (Patagonian blennie), 12788 nucleotides. Its product is annotated as laminin subunit alpha-5-like. Gene Ontology annotation, molecular function: signaling receptor binding. Lineage: Eukaryota; Metazoa; Chordata; Actinopteri; Perciformes; Eleginopidae. Gene Ontology annotation, biological process: regulation of cell adhesion; regulation of cell migration; tissue development. The record is from RefSeq and is a predicted model, not a curated record.
CACGGAGAGAGGACAGAAACCUCGACGCUCCGCUCUCCGGGACUUACAAACUAACUUCUCUUCCUCUCUUUCUUUCUACAUUUCCCUACAAAUGUCCCUAUUCCUCACGAGUUAACGGUUCAUCUACUUCUUUUACUAAGAUUUGUUUUAGUCCUCAAACUUUUUUUUAUUUCAACCGGAUCGAGCGAACAGGUGGACCUGAUGGCGAGCCGACCGGUGGCGCUCUCCCCGGAUCUGCGCACCCAAACGUGGGUCGCGCUGCUGCUCUGGCCGCUGUUGUUGUCCUGCGGCCACUUAGCGAAGGCGCAGGAGCUAUCGACCAACGGUGUGAACGGAUACAGCCUGCACCCACCAUACUUUAACCUGGCCGAGGGCACCAAGAUCAGCGCCACGGCGACCUGCGGAGAGGAGGAAACCGGCAGGAGCGUGCAGGACCUGUACUGCAAGUUGGUGGGAGGCCCGGUGUCCGGGGACCCGAGCCAGACCAUCCAGGGCCAAUACUGUGACAUCUGCAGCCAGGGCGAGAGCGAUCGCGCCCACCCCAUCACCAACGCCAUCGACGGGACGGAGCGAUGGUGGCAGAGCCCGCCUCUGUCCCGCAACACCGAGUUCAACGAGGUCAACGUCACCCUAGACCUCGGACAGGUCUUCCAUGUGGCCUACGUGUUGAUUAAGUUCGCUAACUCUCCCCGUCCUGACCUCUGGGUUCUGGAGAAAUCCGUGGACUUUGGGCAGACCUACCAACCCUGGCAGUACUUUGCAUCCUCCAAGAGAGACUGUAUUGAGCGUUUUGGACAGAGGACCAUCGAGAGGAUCAGCAAUGAUAAUGACGUCAUCUGCACCACUGAAUACUCCCGUAUAGUCCCGCUGGAGAAUGGAGAGGUCGUGGUGUCCUUGGUGAACGGUCGCCCCGGGGCCAUGAACUUCUCCUACUCUCCCGUCCUGAGGGACUUCACCAAGGCCACUAACAUCAAGCUGCGCUUCCUGAGGACCAACACGCUGCUGGGACACCUGAUGGGCAAGGCGCUGCGCGACCCCACUGUCACCCGCAGGUAUUACUACAGUAUCAAGGACAUCAGUAUCGGAGGACGCUGUGUGUGUAACGGACACGCCGAGGCCUGCAACGCCAAGGAGCCCAACGACCCCUACAAGUUACAGUGCGAGUGUCAGCACAACACGUGCGGCUUGUCUUGUGGCCAGUGUUGCCCCGGAUACCACCAGCUACCAUGGAAACCGGCCACGACUUACAGCGCCAACGAGUGCGAAUCGUGUAACUGUCACCGCCACUCCUUCGACUGUUACUACGACCCCGAGGUGGAUCAGAGGAGAGGCAGCGUCGAUAUGCACGGACACAACCGAGGAGGGGGAGUCUGCCUCAACUGCCAGCAUCACACCACCGGAGUGAACUGCGAGCGCUGCAUCCCCACCUACUACAGGUCACCUGACCAAUCCCUCGACUCCCAAUUGGCCUGUUUACGCUGUGACUGUCAGUCGGAGUUUACAGACGGUACCUGUGAGGAUCUGACCGGGCGCUGCUUCUGCAAACCGAACUAUAGCGGAGAGAACUGCGACUCCUGCGCCGGCGGCUUCAUCAACUUCCCCGACUGUUACCCUAUUCCCACUUAUCCGACCAACAACAACAAUGGCGAGGCGAAACCAGCAGGAGAGAUCAUCAACUGUGAGUGCAGUGCAGCCGGUACCGUGGAUAACUCCUGUAGGCCGGACCCCCGUACUCGGACCUGCGUCUGUAAGCCGGGUUUCACUGGAGACCACUGCGACACCUGCGCUCCCGGUUUCCACGGACUCAACUGUCAGGCCUGUCAGUGUUCAGGUCCCGGAUGUCUGGACGGGUCUUGUGACUUUGUGACCGGUCACAGCAUGUGCCGGAGCGGUUUCCAAGGUUACCAGUGCGACCAGUGUGCGCCCGGCUACUAUAACUACCCGCUCUGCCAGUUUUGUGCCUGCAGUUCAGUCGGCUCUCUGCCCGAAGGCUGCGAUGCGUCCGGGCGUUGUCUGUGUAAACCAGAGUUUCAGGGUCCUCGAUGUGAACAGUGCAGAUCUGGAUUCCACUCCUACCCCAACUGCCAAGUGUGCCGCUGUGAUCCUCGCACCUCAUUGGACAGCAGCUGUACAGCAUCAGGUCACUGCCACUGCCAGCCCAAUUACAGCGGAUCGUGGUGUGACCAGUGCGCUCCUGGUUACUAUGGUUUCCCAAGCUGCACACCCUGCCAGUGUUCUGCUCAGGGCUCGCGCUACACCAGCUGCGACCAGCUGACAGGACAGUGUGUGUGUGUGCCCAACGUGGCGGGGCUGAGGUGUGACAGCUGUGCAAACGGCGCCUACGGCUUCCCUAACUGCCAAGCUGGUACCUGCCACCCUGCCGGCUCGGUUCAGUAUGUGGUGCAGCCUCCAGUGGGCCAGUGUGAGUGCCGGCGUCAUGUGGAGGGCCCGGCCUGCGACACAUGUAAACCUCUGUACUGGAACCUCUCCCCCGACACCUCUGACGGAUGCACCAACUGUGAGUGCAACGUUGCAGGGACCAUCAGCGGUGUUGCAGAGUGUGCACAGGGCUCUGGUCAGUGUCACUGUAAGCCGAACGCCUGCAGUGGAACCUGCUCCACCUGUAAAGACGGAUACUACAACCUGCAGGAGCAAAACUACUUCGGCUGCCAGGGAUGCCAGUGUGACAUCGGAGGUUCAGCAGGUCAGUCAUGUGGAGAGAGGAACGGGCGCUGUCGCUGCAGACCCAACGUGGAGGGACCCAAGUGUAAUCUACCUCGUCCAGAUCAUUACUUCCCCGACCUCCAUCAUCUGAAGUUUGAGAUUGAGGAGGGCACCAUGCUGGACGGCCGACCGGUGAGAUUCGGCUACAAUCCUCUGGAGUUCGUCGACUUCAGCUGGAGAGGAUACGCUCAGAUGUCGCCCAUCCAGACCGCAGUGAAGCUUCAGGUUUAUGUGAGCGAGGCAGACGUCUAUCUGACUCGCUUCAUCCUCAGAUAUGUAAACUCUGAGGGCGCCACCUCCAACGGUAAAAUAACAGCCUAUCAGGUCAACCGCAGAGGUUCAGAGCAGUCCAAACAGAUCGUCUUUGUUCCCAGUGUGGAGCCCACUUUUGUUAACGUUCCCCAGAACAACUUUGUGGAGCCAUUCGUCCUGAACCCGGGAACCUGGACCGUGGUUAUAGAGGCGGAGGGAAUCCUGCUGGAUUACCUGGUGCUGCUGCCCAGUGCCUACUAUGAAGCUCCCAUCCUGCAGAUCAAAGUCACUGAGCCCUGCAGCUACAGCGCUGUGCCUGAAGCCAAUCAGAACUGUCUGCAGUACAGAUAUCUGUCUCUGGACUCCUUCCCCUCGAUCUCUGGUAACGAUGCUAGCUGCCGCAACGACAACCACCUGCCCCGCCCCUGCCCCACAGAGAGGGUGACCCCGCGUCACCCCGACAUGGCCGAAUGCAGCGGCUACGAUAUCAGCGUAGAGCUGAGAGGUCGCCUGCCGUCUGCAGGCGAUUACGCCCUGGUCGUGGAAUAUUCCAGCGAGGAAGAACUGCCACAAAGUCUCUCCGUCGCUGUGAACAUGCCGGGAUCACGAACACAGGAGCACCGCGUCAACCUGCUGCACUGCAGAUACAGCUUCCUGUGUCGAGCCGUGGCCAUCGAUGGGCAGAACAGAGUGGCCGUCCUCUCUCUCCCCGAGAACGCGGAGAUCCAGCUAAUCUCCGACCGCGCCAGCUUCUUCCUGCACAAAGUGUACCUGGUGCCUAAAGACCAGUUCACCAUGGAGUACGUUGAACCUAAAGUCCACUGCAUCAGCACUCAUGGGCAGUUCUCACCUGACAGUUCCUCCUGCGUCCCCUCACGCUUCCAGACCCUGUCAGACUCUCUGGUGCUGAAGGAGGGUCAGAGCUCCUCCGUGCAGGAGCCCAUCCUGGCAUCCCCUGCAGCCGCUCCCCCGCUGCCCUACCACCAGAGUGACGCCGCCAUCUGGACGGGAGGGAACAGACCUCCACACGGAGCGGAUAACAGCGACCACGUCAGGCUGGACUCACUGCAGAAUGCAGCAGUGUACUCCACCCGUGUCCAUGCUCUGGGGCGUUACGUCUUCAUUCUCCACUACCACCAGCCUCUGCACCCAAACUACCCCGUGCAGGUCUACAUCAACGGGGGGAGGAUCUGGCAGGGCCACGCCAACGCCUCCUUCUGUCCGCACGCUUACGGCUGCCGUAACGUCCUGGUCUCUGAGAACCAGAUCAUUCUGGAUGUGACGGACCACGAGGUCUUCAUCACCGUGCAGAUACCUGCCGACAAGACGCUGUGGCUGGAUUAUGUGCUGGUUGUGCCUGAGACGAGCUACAGCUCCAGCUACCUGAACGAGGAACCUCUGGAUAAAUCCUACGACUUCAUCAGCAACUGUGGCCAGAACAGCUUCUAUAUCAAUCCUACCACCGCUUCUCUGUUCUGCCUCGGCUCGGCGGUCUCUCUCUCUGCCUUCUUCAAUAACGGCGCUCUGCCCUGCGCCUGCCACGAGGUUGGAGCCGAGAGCGACACCUGCGAGCAGUUCGGCGGUCAGUGCCUCUGCAGGCCCAACGUGAUUGGCCGGGACUGCUCCAUGUGCGCCACGGGCUACUGGGGAUUCCCCAACUGCAGACCCUGUAACUGUGGCACCAGGUUGUGUGAACCGGUGACCGGCGACUGUAUCUGCCCUCCGAGGACUGUGCUCCCAGAAUGCACUCAGUGUGAGCCCCAGUCGUUCGGCUGCCACCCCGUGGUGGGGUGUGAGGUCUGCAACUGCUCCCGGCCUGGGGUCGAGACGCCCGAUGUGAACUGUGACACCCUCAGCGGACAGUGCAGAUGCAAGGACAACGUCGUCGGCCGCCAGUGUGACCGCUGCACUCCCGGUUUCUAUGGUUACCCCAACUGCAGGCUAUGUGACUGCAACGAGGCAGGAACCGAAGAGGAAGUGUGUGACUCCUUCACAGGACAGUGUCUCUGCAAGGAGAACGUCCAGGGUUCCCGAUGCGAUCAGUGCAGAGUUGGUACGUUCCACUUGGACCCAACCAACCCGAAAGGCUGCACCAGCUGCUUCUGCUUCGGAGCCACGGACCGCUGCCGCAGCUCUCAGAAGAGGCGCACCGAGGUGAUGAACAUGGAGGGCUGGGUGUUGCUUGGAGCAGACAAACAGGAAGUACCGGUGGCAGUGUAUCCGGGUCAGGACCUCGUAGAGGCCGACCUCAGCGAUGUGCCCGAUGUGUACCAGGACCUCCACUGGCAUGCACCAAAGACUUAUCUGGGAGACAAGGUCUCAUCCUAUGGAGGUUAUCUGAGGUACCGUCUGCACACUCAGACCAUGAGAGGAGACGUGUUGACUCUACCUGCAGAAGCCUCCAGGCCUGACAUCAUCCUCAAGGGUAACCAGAUGACCCUGGUGUUCAUGGAGCGAGAGUACUCCUCCCCUGAAGACCCUCACCUGGGAAUAGUUCACAUGGUGGAGGGAAGUUUCCGUCACGCUCAGACCCGUAACUCUGUGUCCCGUGAGGAGCUGAUGAUGGUCCUGGUCGGUCUGGAGUCUCUGCAGAUCCGGGCCCUGCACUCUCAGUCGGCCCACUCCGUGUCGAUACGCGGCGCCGUGCUGGAGGCCGCCGAGACCCUGCCUGCUGGUCGCCAUGCCAACAACGUGGAGAUCUGCAUGUGUCCCGCCAACUACCUCGGAGACUCGUGUCAGAAAUGUGCUCCAGGUUUCUACAGAGACACUAUCGGUCUGUUUUUGGGGAAAUGUGUUCCCUGUAACUGUAACGGACACUCGGACCUCUGUAUGGACGGAUCUGGAAUCUGUUUGGACUGCCAGCACAACACCAACGGUGACCACUGUGAGACGUGCCGGGGUGGUUUCCUAGGCAACAACAGUCUUGACGGACAGGCAGUGUCAUGCUCCAGUUGUCCCUGCCCACUGAGGGUCCCCUCCAACAACUUUGCAGAGGGUUGUGUGCAGAAGACCGACAAGAUGCAGUGUCUGUGUAUGCCGGGUUACGCCGGCCCUCACUGUGAAAGAUGUGCCCCAGGUCACUACGGCAACCCCAUGGUGCUGGGUAGCAGGUGCCAGCUGUGUCAUUGCAACGGCAACACGGACCCCAACAUGCUCUUCACCGACUGCCAUCCGCUGACCGGCGAGUGUCUGAGCUGCAUGCACGACACGGCCGGGCCGCAGUGUGACAUCUGCGCCCCUGGUUACUACGGAGAUGCCAUCAAAGCCAAAAACUGCACCAAAUGUAACUGCUCUCCAUGCGGCACCGAGUCAUGUGACCCUCACUCUGGACAGUGUCGCUGUAAAGCCGGAGUCACCGGACCGCACUGUGACCGCUGCGAGGACGGCUCGUUCGGUUACGACUCGUGCUCCGGCUGUCGGCACUGCGACUGCGAGGCGUCUGCAGCGCUCGUGCAGCCCUGCGACCCUCAGAGCGGUCAGUGCGCCUGCCAGCCCGGAGUCAACGGACCCAGCUGCAAACAGUGCGCUCCCGGACACUGGGACUACGGACCCGACGGCUGCAAGAAGUGCAGCUGUAAAGGAGGUCGCUGUGACCCUCGCUCUGGAGAGUGCCGCUGCCCCGACGGGAUGACAGGAAAACAGUGUGACACCUGCUCAAACAAAUUCAACAUGCCUGUAGAGCACCAUCACGUCAUGCACUGUGAACCGUGCGACAGCUGCGUCAUCGUCCUGUUGGAGGAUCUUGAAAAAAUGAGCGACGACUUCCGCUCGGUGACCGGUCAGCUGAGCAGCCUGAACGCCAGCUCCAUGGCCUGGGCUCAGCUGCACAACCUCAACAAGUCUAUCGAGGACAUCGCUCUCGCCAUAGAGAACUACAACAGCACGCUGGAUGACAGCCGGAGUCGGGCCGACGUGCUGGAGGCUGAGAUCACUAAUAUCAACGAUGACAUCAACAAACUAGAGGACAAGGCGACAGCGAUGACCAACAGGGCGGUUGACCUGGGCAACAGUACCAGUAAGACACACCAGAGAGCGGAAGACCUGCUGUCCUUUAUCAGCAACAUGACCAUGGAUAUAAAGGAAGUCUUGAUGAUGGCGAACCGGUCCUUGCUGAAUGUCACGGACGGGUACCAGGACCUCGAUGAGAGGGAGAAGAAGAUGAGGGAGGUGCAGGCCAUGCUGAGGGAGAUGAGGUUCAGGAGCUGCUUGAGGCAGAAGAAGAUAGCUGACAGAGAGAAGACUGAGGCGGAGAAAUUGCUGGAUCGUGUACACAAGGAGUUGGCCAAUCGCCAGGAAGAAAACAGCGACCUGGCCAAGACUAUCAGAGACCGCCUGACCCGCUUCCACUCGAAGAUGAUGGAUCUGCGCGACGCCCUGAACGAAGCAGUAAACAACACGGCCAGAGCGACGGAGAUCAACAACGUCAGCGAGAAAAUGCUGGAGGACAACCAGAGGAGGAUGGAGGACCUGGUGAUGAAGCAGAAGGAGGUGGAGGAUCAUCUGCAGAUGGCUGAAGAUGACAUAGCGCAUGUCAACGAUGUGCUGUCCAUGCUGCAAGACUCCAAAGAGGAGUACGAGCGCUUGGCGGCACAGCUGGACGGCGCCCGGACACCUCUGGCAGCUAAAGUGCAGAAAUUUGCUUCGGCCAAAUCCAAAAUUCCUCUGGUGGAGGAAGCAGAGAAACACGCGGAGAUGCUGAACGCUUUAGCCAUGAACCUGACCAAUGUGGUUGCAGAAAGCAAGAAGGGGGGACUUGUGGAUGUAACACAAGCCUACAACAAGAUCAUCAACAGCAUCAAGGAGGCAGAGGAGGCCGCCAAGAUGGCUGAAAAGGCUGCAAACGACACUCUGGAGAACAUAAAGGACCAGGAUCUCAGUCAAAUCGCAGAUUCUCUGAGGAACCACAGCGUGGAGCUGAAGGAGGAGGUGGAGAAGCUAGACGAAGAGCUCAACAACGAACUAAAGCCGCAGCUGGAAGAUGCUGAGCGGCGACUGGAGGACGCCAAAACCAAACAGCUCGAUGUGAUGAAAGACCUCGAGCUGGUUCAAAACAGCCUCAACUUCACCACGAAUGUGAGUCAGGAUAUCAACGAGGCAAAGCAAGCGGCUAAUUUAGCAAACACCACGGCCACACAGAUCCUCGAUGCCCUGCGUCCCAUUAACGAGAAGCUGGACCAAUGGCAGCAGGCGUACGGGGACGCCAACGCAACCAACGAAGACAUCAACAACGCCCUGAUGGAGGCUAACCAGACAGUGAACUCGCUGGGUGAGACGAUUCCUCUGCUCAUGAAGAAGUUGGAUAAACUGCAAAAUCACUCGGCGCAGAUGCCGAACAUCUCGGAGAACAUCAGCCGCAUCCGGCAGCUCAUACAGCAGGCGCGCAAUGCUGCCAGCAAGGUUGGCGUUCCGGUGAAGUUCAACGGGGCGUCGGCCGUUCAGGUCCGUACUCCACACAACUUGGCCGACCUCGCCGCUUACACCUCCCUGAAGUUCUUCAUCACUCUGCCGGAGGGGGCUCGAUCUCGGCGGCAGGACAACAGCGACAAACAGUUUGUCUUCUACCUCGGCAACAAGGAUUCCAGUAAGGAGUUCCUGGGCAUGGCGUUGGUGGGGAAGAAACUGCUCUGGUACUUUAAUGUUGGAGGAGAAACUGCUGAAGUUUUGAUGCCUGAAGACGUCAAAACGAAUGACUUCAACAGCAUCGUGCUGGAGAGGGUGCUGCAGUAUGGUCUGAUGUCGAUGUCUUCAGAGGUGGAGGGAGCCCAGAGAGUCACUAAAGCCUACGUGGAGGCCGGAGGAGAUCAGGGGCUGCUCAGCCUCCUGCACGACAACACUGUGUUCUACGUGGGAGGAUACCCCAGGUCCUUUAAACCCCCGGCCCCGCUCGCUCUACCAAACUUUAAAGGUUGCAUCGAGCUAGAUACGCUCAACGAGGAAGUGCUGAGUCUGUAUAACUUCCAAAACAUCUUCACACUCAACACCACCGAGGAGAAACCCUGCGGCAGGGUGAAGCCGGUGCUGACUCAGCCCUGGGUGAAUGACGCAGCAUAUUUCGACGGUACCGGCUUCGCUGAGGUCACCUUUCCUGAUGACGGGCCACGCAUGCAGCGUUUCGACCAGGAAGUGAGGCUGCUCUCGCACAACGGCAUAGUGCUCCUGCUGCAGAAGGAGGAUAAAUUCCUGUGUCUGGCGGUGCUUAAGGGCAUACUGACAGUUUUCUACGACUUCACCGGUGAUCUGUUGAAGCUCGAGCCUAAAGACCCUAAAUCUGAACAUAUGAAGAUCAGCGACGCCGACCCCAAAUCACUGCAGAUCAUCAUCCUGCGCCCGAAACGUAUUGUGGUGAGGAAUAACCAAAACGUCCUCUACAUCCAAGACUUCCCAGUGAACAUCCCCACCUUCGGCGGAAUAUACUACCUGGGAGGAGUACCGGAGAACAAGAUGCCACUGAACUUGAAGUCCAUGUUCCCUACGCAGGGCUCUCUGAAGGGCUGCUUCAGGAACGUGAAGUCUUCCGGAGGCACCCACAUCGACCUAAAGAGGAUGAAGAGCUCCGGAGUCAGCUUCGGCUGCGACAGCGAUCUGCUGGUUGCUCGUGAGGCUCAUUUCUCAGGUAUGAGCUACCUGGACUUGGCUCUGACAAACAUCCCCAGCAUCAUGAACAACUUCUAUGCCAGCUUCAGCUUCAGGACGGAUCAGAAGGAGGGACUCAUGUUCUACCACCACGACAAGGAUGGAGUGUGUCAGGUGUUUUUGAAUGAAGGACACGUUGUGGUGAGAGCAGGAAACGGUGAGAUUAAGACGUUGAAGACUUACAACGAUGACAACAGCCACUACAUCGCUGUCUACAACAACAUCAACGGGAUGCGUCUGUACAUGGACGAUUCGAUCGAGAAAGCGAAGGAGAACAUCCGGCUGGAAAGUCGGGUGCCGACGUCCACAGAGGGAAGAACCUUCCUCGGAGGAACGCCCGACCAAAGCCUCACCAACCUCACCGGCUGCAUCAGCAACGUCUUCAUCAAGAGGGACACCAAUACUCAGAUGGUCUUGAAUUUGCUGAAGGUGAAAGAAAAUGUCAACGUUCCUAUGGAAUGUCCCGCUGCCAAAAAACCUCAGCAGAUCGUCUCCGCUCAGCCCAAACAGAGCAACAAACCCAAGAAGAACAGGAAGCCCUCAGGGUCUCGCAGCCGGAACACCAGGGAGUCCUGUCAGGCGGAUCUGUCGGAGCAGGAGGCCGGAGCGACACACUUCAGCGGCUCCACUCACAGCUUCCAGAGAUACGACUCCCUGCCCGGCUCCCUCAGCCCAAUGCCUCACAUCUCCAUGGCGCUGCGGAUCAACUCCUCCGCUGGUCUGGUGCUGUUUGUCGCGGGCGGGCAGCGCGGCGCGGCUGUGAUGUCACUCAGCGUGUCGGACGGACACCUGCUGCUCCUGUUGGACGGAGGGAAGAGGAAGGUCAGCCUACGCAGCCGCAGGAAGUACAACGACGACCAGUGGCACACGGUGUUUAUAAACCGUGAGGGACAGAAGAUCAGUCUGAUAGUGGACGGUAUCAGCGCUCAGUCCAAGAAAAGCCCCGGAGGAGACCGGAGUCGUGUCACCGGGCCUUUAUACAUCGGGGGAGCCCCGCCUUCACUGACGGCUCCAGGCUCUGGUGGGUUCGUGGGUUGUGUCAGGGACCUGACGCUUAACAAAGCCCCUGCAGGAAACCCCUCUCACAGCCAGGGGACGGUGCCCUGCUUCCAGAACCCUCUCCAGCCCGGAGCCUACUUCUCCGGACAGGGAGGACACAUCGCCAUAGACGAGUCCUUAGUUCUGGGUCGGGAUCUGGAAAUCCAGUUGCAGGUUCGGCCCGUCUCUGACUCCGGGCUGCUGUUGCAUGCUGGGACAUCAGCUGACAAACACCUUAGUGUGGUCCUCAGCCAGGGAGAGGUGACUGUUUCAAUAAACGGCGGCAAAGGUGAAUUCUCUACCUCCUUUACUCCUGAGGAGCCUCUGUGUAACGGACGCUGGCACACCAUCACAGUGGUGAAGAAGAACAACGUGCUGCAGCUCCAUGUGGACACAUCCAGUCAGCACAGCGUCGGCCCCAAACAGAGCCGCUCUGCAGGGGACAAAGAGACCGUUUACCUCGGAGGAGUCCCCGAUGGCGUCACAGUUCCCGGUCUUCCCGCCGGUCUCCCUGCCUUCCACGGCUGCGUGCGUCAGGCGACGAUCAACCAGCGCCCUGCCAUGCUGUCCAAACCGCUCGCCGUGUACGGAGCUGUGGGCACGCAGGGCUGCCCCCACAUGUAAACCCAACGCACCAACACAGUCUUAUCCUCACAUUCCCCAACUACAAUUUACUGGUGGUGGGUGCCAUGUUACUGUAGCUAAUUUAAAAUAUAUAUAAUAAUAUUUAUUUUCUAUUUUCAGAAAAAUGUAUAUUUUAUAUUUUACAGUUUGUCGUCGCAUUAUUACCAGUUUGUUUUUGUGCUACAAGGUGCUAUAACCACUGUCUGAACGCAGAGAUGCACUGAUACGAGUGAGUGCUACCAGAUCUAAAACAUGUAGUAUAUUGUAAAUAAAGGCAACAAAGCUUUAACUUGCAAAUGAAAAGUACAUUAUGUCGAUCAUUUAAACACAUUUCCUGAACCUGCAUUAUGUUUUAAUAAGUGAACGAUGUGUACAGCUGUUUAUCGUGCAUCUCUAGCGGAGAAUAAGAUUUCCUACUGAGUCGGUACACUGUGAACACUAAUGUAUGAGCAACGUCCUCAGGCAGCGCAGAUGGAAACGCUCCCUGUAACUGGGACAGGACUGGACUUUUGGGAAUAUUGGAGUUCAUUAAGUCUCAAAGAUGCGUUUAACAAAAGGUUGAGUAAUUACCUUCAAACACAGAAAAGGGGAGCCGUUUUAAAGUGUUGCUUGUGUGACCUUAAUGCUGUUUUCUCCUCAUUAAGGUUUAACGAUACAUGCAAGUCCACUCUUCUCCUCUUCACAUAUAAUCUCAUGAUGUGUCAUUCAAGUUGUUUCUUUGAAAGAGGUGCUCGAGACCAUGCGUCUGUUAAAUUAAAAUUUACAAGGAAAGGUGCAGUAGCUAACAUUCUGUUCUGUACAAAAUGUAUUAACACUUAAAGACUUUAUCAAUAUAAUUUGCCUUUAAAUAAUAACUGCAGAUCUGCUUGCCUGUAUUAGCCAAACAGAACAGGCAUCUUUUAUUUUGUGGUGAUUUUGUUUUUUACAGAAAAAUGAUCCAAUUUAAGUACAAGAAAUGUGUUGUCUUUGCGUCAUUUGAUUUCGAACGCAGCCCAGAUUUUUGUCUGCAGAUCUUUUCUAUCAACCUCUGAUAAUGCUGCUUUCAAGUCCUGUUGAAGUUACUGUAAAUACCAGUUUCCCACAUAAAUGGUUUUCAUUACAACAUCUAAGUUGUAAUUAAGCCAGAGAAAAAGAAAGCUCUAAUGACUUGAAUCAUUGAUCAGUUGUUUGAGGUCAUUAAACCUAAAAUGUAUGAAUGUAGUGCUAUAUUGUGAGUGUAUUUUAAACCCUCAUAAAUCGCAAACACGGGAUUAAUUCCCAGAUGAAGCGCGAGCGCAUUACACCCCGUCUGUCGGCUCGUGUCCAGUUCGCAGGCAGCGUUCCCGUCUCUUUUCCGUCACAAAUGUAAAAAUGUACCAAACAUGAGUGUGAAUCUUGUAUGUAAUAUAACCACUUUUUAAAGAAAUAUCUCACAGAAUGAAUAAGCUGUCCCUCUCCCUCACUCCUGCCUCCCCCCACCCCCCACCCCAUGUGUUGUAAAUGUAUUUUUAAUAAAGUUUUUUUUCAUACAAACUUCA